AUGCCUGAAGGUCGUCAGUCCCCUCCCCCUGAGCGCCAGACCAGCGCCCAGAAGGACCAGCCUGCCUCUGGACAAGGCCUCGAGCAGAUCAACACCGACAACAAGAAGGGCGAGCAGCAAGAUCAGCUAAAGAACCUCGAGUCUAACCCCAAGGGUGCCCUCGAUGAUGCUUUGGCCUCCAAGUUCACCAAGACCGAGAAAUGA
Molecule: messenger RNA, 204 nt
Organism: Pestalotiopsis fici W106-1
Lineage: Eukaryota; Fungi; Ascomycota; Sordariomycetes; Amphisphaeriales; Sporocadaceae
Exons: 2
Coding region: 1-204 (67 amino acids)
Source: RefSeq, a predicted model, not a curated record